This is a messenger RNA of Trichoplusia ni (cabbage looper), 2390 nucleotides long. RefSeq names its product alkaline phosphatase, tissue-nonspecific isozyme-like. Lineage: Eukaryota; Metazoa; Arthropoda; Insecta; Lepidoptera; Noctuidae. The coding region runs from base 260 to 1915 and encodes 551 amino acids. The transcript has 8 exons. Gene Ontology annotation, biological process: dephosphorylation. Gene Ontology annotation, molecular function: alkaline phosphatase activity. The record is from RefSeq and is a predicted model, not a curated record.
UGUUUGAUUGUUUUGAGUUUUUAGUCACAGCCAUCGAAGAUUUAGACAAAAAUUGGGAGCAUACAGAAGCGGUAAACUUUGCAAGAUCUGGCGUUGAACUGAAACUUACAUAUGGAGAAAAAAUUCUCAAGUAACUUUGUACAUAGAGACCAAACAUAACAGACUGUAUGUAGCUACAAAUGUGGUAUAAAGUGUCUCGAACGAGAUUAUCUUAACAGUCGCGUGCGCAGUGUCAGAGCCCCGCCUCAAACGGCCAAUCAUGUUGUCUGUAGUGCUUCUCUUCCUAGCCACCGCUGUCCUCGACUGUACACAAGCCGAUGCAGUACCAAAAUCAGCAAAAAUUCUGGACACAUUCAUGAAUCCAGCUUAUAUUCCGCCAGAGGAAAAGCAUGGAAGCUAUUGGAGACGUGAUGCGGCAAAUACCCUAAAAGCAAAACUCCAAGAAAAACCAAAUACCAAUAAGGCAAAGAAUGGUAUUCUAUUUAUUGGGGAUGGUAUGUCGUUGGCGACCAUCAUGGCUGCCAGGACAUUCUCCGGACAAAUGGAUCAAAGUCCAGGAGAAGAUUCAGUUUUGGACUUCGAAAAGUUUCCAGUUAGCGGGUUGGCUAGGACUUACUGCAUCGACGCUCAGGUUCCUGAUUCCGCGUGCACAGCCACGUCCUACCUCACCGGCGUGAAGACCAAGUAUGGAGUCAUAGGCCUGGAUGGAAACGUCACCAGAGGAUCCUGUUCCUCGCAACUACAUGAGCCCAACUGGGCCCCGUCGAUAGGCCAGUGGGCCUUCGACCAAGGCCUUGAUAUCGGUCUGGUGACUACAACACGUGUAACUCACGCGUCUCCAGCGGGUGUGUACGCGCACACCUCCGAACGAAACUGGGAGUCUGAUGCGGACGUGCCAACGGAAUGCCUGGCCGUCGGGUGCAGAGACAUCGCCUACCAGCUGGUCACCAACAGCCCCGGAAGACACUUAAAGGUGAUAAUGGGUGGUGGGAGAAGAGAGUUCUUGCCGAAUGUGACUUCACUUGUUGGUACCAACAAAGGCAAGCGGCUCGAUGGAGUCGACCUCACGGAACUGUGGCAUGUCGACAAGCAACAGAAGAACGUCACGCACCAAUACGUCAUAGAUAGAACUGAACUCAUGAAGGUUUUCUACUCGGACGACCUUCCCGAGUAUUUAUUAGGUCUUUUCCGUGAUGACCACAUGGACUAUCAUCUGAAAGCUGAAAACCAACCCUCGUUAGAAGAAAUGGUAGAAGUCGCCAUCAAGAUGUUGAGCAGAAACCCUAAGGGGUACUUCUUAUUUGUUGAAGGUGGCCGAAUAGACCACGCUCACCACGACAGUUUAGCCCAUCUCGCUCUUGACGAAACAGUUGAAUAUUCCAAAGCCGUCAAAAAGGCAAGAGCUUUAACAAAUGAAGAGGACACUUUAAUAGUGGUUAGUUCAGACCAUGCACACACUAUGACAGUAGCUGGGUACCCGUCAAGAGGAAACGAUAUCCUGGGCACAGUUGAUACAGCUACUGGUUUAGAUGGGAAACCUUACACCACUAUUAGUUAUGCGAAUGGAAAAGCACAUUCCAUUGGACUGGACGGCACCAGAGUAGAUGUGACGCUACAAAAUGAAUUUAAUACGCGUGACGUCAACUACGCCUACCCUAGUCUAGUUCCCCUCGACUCGGAGACCCACGGGGGUGAAGAUGUGGCGGUGUACGCCUCCGGCCCGUGGCAGCACCUGUUCACAGCCAGUUACGAACAAAACUUGGUACCACACCUCAUGGCCUAUGCCAUGUGCAUAACUGAAGACAAACAUGAAAAUUGUAUCUCAAAUAACAGAACAUCUAGCGGUGUCAGUACAUAUCCUACAACUUUAUUAAUAAGCUCAACUGUGAUGAUUGUUUUAAGGUUAUUUUAUUAGGACAUUUUGAAAAAAAAAUUCGCUGCUAUUUAUAAGGUAGUAAAGUAGACGAGAGUGUAAAAACGCUUUGCGGAAGUUACCCGUAGCGAAACAUUGUUGCCCCAUCUGAGAACUAAAGAAAUGUAUUGAAAUUCAUGAUUAAAUUAAUCAUUAGCGGGGUAACAGUCCCUUCAAAAAAUAUUCGUUUGUUUACUUAUGUUAAAGACGAAAGGGUCUUUGUGCACGUAACUUUUAAUGUUUGUGAAAUCACCCGCGAUGGAAGGAUUAAAAAAGUCUUAGUAGGAAAAUUGUUUGGCUGAGGAAAGAUUUGCCGGUUGCCAGUUAAAGCUUAAAAAAAUUGACCACUUAACUUGACAUGUUACAAAAACCACGAACAUAACACAUAGUACAUUUUUUGACACAGAAUUAGUCAAAUAAGGUAAAAUUGAAUUUAUAAAAAAAUAUCACAGUGCUGUGAACUAUAAUAACUUAAAUU